CCGCCCGUGCCCGUAGGCGCAGAACGACCAAACGGACCACACAAAGGUGAAGGCGUGGACGCAGGAGCUCCGACCAACCAUGCCGGUGCAGCAGUCGCGGGUGCAGCCCCAAGUCCACCAAGACCGGUCGGGAUGCGCGCGGACGACUUUGCGCCCAGCCAGCGACGAAGUAUCGACAUCGCUUUCCUGACGACGCGUGCUGCUGGUUACGAAUGUGAUGUCUGUGUCAUUCCAGUCUUCGCCCGACGUCUGUUUCGCCCGCACGUUGCAGUGGAGGGACACCGUCGACGCAGGCUGGCCGCUAACGGUCGUAGCGUGUAGGUCGUAGUACGGCU
Molecule: messenger RNA, 335 nt
Organism: Fomitopsis serialis
Lineage: Eukaryota; Fungi; Basidiomycota; Agaricomycetes; Polyporales; Fomitopsidaceae
Exons: 1
Coding region: 133-321 (62 amino acids)
Source: RefSeq, a predicted model, not a curated record